AUUUGGUUACCGGUUCGUCCGUGACGCGUCACCUGACUCCGAGACACCGCUAAAGAGCCAGGGGUGGAGAAGAGCCACAGCCAGUAAGGUGGAGAUAUUAAGGAAAAGCGAGAGAAUAUAUAAUAAGUCGCCCCCAUUUGGAACGCUCCUCAUCUCUUCUCAGCGGGGGAGGUCGUUCACAGCAGCCCGUUCAGCGGUUUGGGAAACGGAUGCGACAGCUGUCAUUGUGAGUCGGGGUGACACCGGGUCCAGGCACACAGUUGACAGGACACUGGGUAGCAACGGAAUUACCGAAAACGACCGGUCCAUUCAAGUGUACGGCUGUGUAAGCAUCUUCUUGUGUGCACAGAAACUGGUAUUAAAGCUGUCGGUGGUGACUGCUGUUUGUAUUCCCUUGACUUUAUUGCUGUUUUGUCAGAGCAAAAGGAUUUUAAGCUAGCUAUCCAGCUGUGCUGCUGCUGAGUAAACGUGGCGUAUGCAAAUAUUGAUUGCGUUAAUCCCCGGCAUGCAGAAUACAUAUAACGGGACCAUCCCUUAGUACUAGGAUCUCGUGUUUCCUAUGAAGUAGACAGCAGAUUAUUACCCAGAGAGCCUACUAUUGCAAUGCACUACUGCAGCACUUAAGGCACGGGAGUACCAGACGACGCGGUAGCACGGUUUUUGUAAUCUUGAGGGCACCAUUCUUACAAAGUAAUAUUGCUGGAAAGGUGGCCUGACGCUUCCUCAGAGGAAGAGACGAUCGUAAAUUGGGGAUUAUUUGCGCAUCCCCAGUUUUUACCAAAGGAGGAGGAUUAGGAUUGAAGUUCGAAGCGACGGAGCUGCUUGUUUGCACCCUGCUGGUUGUCAUUGAAAAUGUCGGGGCAGACCCUAACAGAUCGCAUCGCUGCUGCCCAGUACAGUGUCACAGGCUCGGCUGUGGCCAGGGCCGUGUGCAAGGCAACCACUCACGAAGUAAUGGGACCCAAGAAAAAGCACCUGGAAUAUCUGAUCCAAGCAACAAAUGAGACAAACGUGAACAUUCCUCAGAUGGCUGAUACUUUGUUUGAGAGGGCAACAAACAGCAGCUGGGUGGUUGUAUUUAAGGCCUUGACUACUACGCAUCACUUAAUGGUCCAUGGUAAUGAGAGAUUCAUCCAGUACUUGGCAUCUAGAAAUACACUGUUCAAUCUAAGCAAUUUUUUGGACAAAAGUGGUUCACAUGGAUAUGACAUGUCUACGUUUAUCAGACGCUACAGCAGAUAUUUGAAUGAAAAGGCCUUUUCGUAUCGACAGAUGGCAUUUGACUUUGCAAGAGUCAAAAAGGGGGCUGAUGGUGUAAUGCGGACAAUGGUUCCUGAGAAGCUGUUGAAAGGCAUGCCAAUUUUGCAAGGACAGAUUGAUGCUUUGCUUGAGUUUGAUAUUCAUCCAAACGAGCUGACAAAUGGUGUUAUCAACGCUGCUUUCAUGUUACUUUUUAAGGAUCUAAUCAAACUCUUUGCUUGCUAUAAUGAUGGAAUUAUUAAUUUAUUAGAGAAAUUUUUUGAAAUGAAGAAGGGACAAUGCAAAGAUGCCUUAGAAAUCUACAAGAGGUUCCUUACUAGAAUGACAAGAGUUUCAGAAUUCCUGAAAGUUGCUGAGCAAGUUGGCAUUGACAAAGGAGAUAUUCCUGAUCUCACUCAGGGUUUGCAUUCAGGAGUUCUGGUUGAUCUGAAAGACACAGACAAUGAAAAUUCUCCCUUUAAAGACUGCCCAGUUGAUGAGCUGGCUCCCAGCAGUCUCAUGGAGACCCUUGAGCAACACCUAAACACACUGGAAGGGAAGAAGCCAGGAAACAGUGAUGGGUCAGCAGCUCCAUCACCGCUGGGCAAGAGCUCUCCAACAACAUCGCCAACCUCCACUCCAUCAAAGACUGUAGAAACCACUUCACCAGUUGAUCUUUUUGCAUCUCCAUCUUCUGCAGCAGCUGCCAACGCAUCCAAGCCUUCUAGUGACCUUCUGGAUCUUCAGCCUGAUUUCACAUCCUCGCCACAGUCGGCUGCAUCACUGGGUGCAACAACUAGUGCAUGGGGAGAUCUCUUAGGGGAGGAUACUCUGACAAUUCCUACCACUGCUCCUACUGCUGCUGCCAGUGCCUGUGAAUCUCCACUUCCUGACCUGUUUGAGGUUGAACUGACUCUCACAACUUCCACGGCACCUGAAGUUACCACUGCUGCUGCUGCCACUACACCUCCCAGCACUGCUGUCACUGUCACUGCACCCACUACCGUUGUUGCUACUCCUACUACAGCCACGACUGCUGUUGUUUCUGCUUCCGAGGUGGAUCUCUUUGGAGAUGCCUUUGCAACGUCUCCCACUGAUUCCACUGCAGCAGCCGAGGGGGCACCAGCAGCGGCUCCCCCAACCCCUGUAGCAGCAGCACUUGAUGCAUGUUCCGGACAUGGUGGGUCUCUUCUCUUUGGCUCAUUUCUAGUGUAUACAGACCCCUUUGCCCCAUCUGAAGGUAGUGCAGAAGCUGCUCCAGAACUGGACCUUUUUGCUCUGAAGCCUGCUGAAACAAGUGCUCCUGUAGUUACCCCUACAUCUAGUACAGCUUCAACUGCCACUGCAACUCUUCCUCCUCCUCCUCCUUCUCCUGCUGCUGCUGCUGCUGCCACCACUGUCACUACCACUGCUGCUGUUGCUACUACUGCUACUGCUGCUGCUGUUACCACCGCCACCACAACCACCAGUACUGCUGCCACAACAGCUGCCACCACGGCUGCCACCACCACCACCACUGCUGCUCCUGCACUAGAUAUCUUUGGUGAUUUGUUUGAUUCCUUGCCUGAUCAAAAUGCUUCUACAACUAUGAAGCCAGAUGCAACCCCUAGCAUAGACCUCUUCGCAGCAGAUGUUUUUUCAUCGCCUGCUCCUGUGGCUGCCCCUCUGUCUGACAGUUCUCUAACUGCUGACCUGCUGUCUGUGGAUGCAUUUACACCACCAUCAUCAGCUCUACCUGCUGCCUCCCCUGCAAAACAGGAUUCGUCAGCUGUGCUUGACCUUUUUGGUGAUACUUUUGGGAGUGCCCCAACUGUAGAACCUCUUUCUGCCCAGCCGGCUGCAUCCAGUUCCUCUGCUUCUGCUGACCUGCUUGCUGGCUUUGGAAAUACUUUGAUGACUCCUUCUCCUGCCGCAGCUCCUGUCACUCCAUCUCAUAACAGCCUUUUGCAGCCUCAUUUCGAUACAGCCUUUGGAACAACUGCUGCAGCAGCAACUAGCAGCUCAUUCGAUUCAUCAGUCUUUGAUGGUUUAGGUGAUUUGCUGAUGCCAACUGUAGCAGGGCAAGGCCAAACGGUAGCACCCACACCAGUUCUGGCACCUUCAGGAAUGACAGCAGCGGCAGCAUCAACCCCAUCAAGCAAGGUCCUUGGAGGUGAUCUAGACUCAUCACUUGCAAACCUGGUUGGAAAUCUUGGCAUUUCUGGAACCACAGCAAAGAAAGGAGAUCUCCAGUGGAGUGCUGGUGAAAAGAAGUUGACAGGAGGAGCUAACUGGCAGCCAAAGGUAGCACCUGCAACUUGGUCUUCAGGUGUUCCACCAACUGGACAGAUGCUUGUUUGGGCGAGGCUUCAUUGUCCUGGACAAGUUCCACCAGUUUCUAAUGUUCCCUCAGUAGGAACUGUACCUCCAGUAGGAGCCGUGCCCCCAAUGGGUGUUUCUCAGCCUGUACCUGGAUUUGGAAUGUCUCCCUCAGGAGCGGGUGUACCCAUGAUGCCCCAGCAACAAAUGAUGUAUGCACAGCCCAUGAUAAGGCCUACCUUUGGAGCUACUCCAGCAUCUGGUGCACAGCUUUCACCAAGCCCUACACCUGCAUCACCGAGCCCCAAGAAACCACCAACAAAGGACCCUCUAGCCGAUCUUAACAUCAAGGAUUUCUUGUAAAUACAAAAGCAGCAGUUUUUAUGACUGAAUCCAUACAAAUGUGAGCUUGGAGUCUGUGAACAAUGCACCAGUACCCGGACCUGUGAUGUCAGCCACAAGUUCCAGUUCCCAGUGCAUAUUCUAAUUUUUUCCCACAUAUAGAUUGUGUAGCACAGCUGUGAAUGUGUACCUUAGAAAUGUACUAAUUUAGCUGUUAUUCCCCUCCCCAGCCUAAUCUGAAUUUGUGUGCUUGGAGUAUUCCUGUUUUACAAUUUGAAUGACAGCCGUAUGUAAAUGAUGCGUUUUCCAGUGCUCUUCUCUACCUGUCUCAUGGGGGCAGAUUAUGCAGCUGUUUGUGUGUUGUGACCAAUCCGAAGCAGUGUGUAUGUAUUUCAGAGUUUUUUGUAUAUAGAAUUUUCAUGAAAGUUCCCAGGAAGAUUCUGUUUUCUCUGUAUAUCUGUUAAAAGCUUAAAAUGUGAAACUGUCAACAAGUCAUAUGAAAAUGAUUGUGCACAGAACCUUCCAGCCCUUAUGAUUAGUUUUUUUUUAUUUGACAGAUACUUUCCAUUUGAAAGGCUGAAUCUGCUGUGCAAAUAUAUAUAUUUUUUGUGUUGCUUUUCAAAUUAUUUAUAAGUCUUCAGAGUAAUAUAAAGGCUAAGCUUCCAUUGUUUUAUGCUUCUCUCAGUAAUCUCAAUUUACCUUGGAGGGAAACACCUAUAUAUAUUUCAUAAUUUUUCUUUAUUCUUUUUAAUUGUAUUAUAUUUUAAUUAUAUUCUGUAGAUUUUACAUUUAAAAUAGCAUAUUUAUAAACUGUUGCAGUUGCACUGAAAGAAAAAAGUGAAAGACAGUAUGGUGUAGUCUUUCACUUGAGACUGUGGAAGGCGAACCUUCACAGCCCUGUUAUUGUGAAAAGGGAUACUUGAGUACUGCAGCAGUAUUUGCUGCAAGUGUCUGCAGUCCAAACACAGAUGCAUAUUUUUGUUAUUUAGUUUUUGAAACAUUCCAUUUGCUUUUGUUGCAUGUUUGUGUUUGUUUUUGAUAUAUUGCCACAUCCUCCUGUCUCUCUAAUGUGACCUAAUACUGUCAUCUCCAAAAUAUAUAUAUAUACAUUUCUUGUCUUUAUUAUUGAAUACAAGCUGUGUUUUUCUGUUUCUGUUGGAUUUUUGUUGUCAAACUGUUUGCUUUGUUUUAAGACUUUGAUGCAUAAAAGAAACCACUGUUGAUCAGUGUUACUAAUUGGCUUAUCAGCUGUUUUGUUAAUCACCUCCAUGGCUGGAAAAAAAUAUUCCCAUAGGUCUUUUCAGAUGUACUGUAUAAUCUACGUAUUGUAUCAUUUAAAGUGACCGUAUUUGCAUUUGUUGAGGGAAAGUACACUACAGAGACAUAAUUCUAAAAAAAUGUUUUUUGUUUGUUUAUUGGUUUAAACCCAGUGCAUGUGUGCCCUCUGAGAUGCAAUAAACAGAACAAAGUCAGUACAGAUUUA
Protopterus annectens (West African lungfish) is the source of this 5362-nucleotide messenger RNA. It is a transcript of the gene SNAP91, whose product is annotated as synaptosome associated protein 91. The record is from RefSeq and is a predicted model, not a curated record. Gene Ontology annotation, cellular component: synaptic vesicle; clathrin-coated vesicle; clathrin-coated pit. The coding region runs from base 853 to 3900 and encodes 1015 amino acids. Lineage: Eukaryota; Metazoa; Chordata; Ceratodontiformes; Protopteridae. Gene Ontology annotation, molecular function: SNARE binding; phosphatidylinositol-4,5-bisphosphate binding; 1-phosphatidylinositol binding. The transcript has 30 exons. Gene Ontology annotation, biological process: clathrin coat assembly; synaptic vesicle budding from presynaptic endocytic zone membrane; clathrin-dependent endocytosis.